Molecule: messenger RNA, 572 nt
Organism: Neolamprologus brichardi
Lineage: Eukaryota; Metazoa; Chordata; Actinopteri; Cichliformes; Cichlidae
Source: RefSeq, a predicted model, not a curated record
ACAACAUGGUGGAAGACAUGGACGUCGAUCUUGACAAAGAGUUUUUACAAGAACUGAAAGAGCUGAAGAUUUUAAUCGCUGACAAAGAUCUGCUCGAUCAACACAAAAGUUUGGUCUGUACAGCCCUUAGAGGAAAGACGAAAGUUUUCAUUGAGAUGGAGGGUAGUUUCAAGAAUCUUUCCAGAGGCCUCAUCAACAUCGCUGCAAAGCUGACCAACACAAAAGAUGUCAGAGAUUUCUUUAUUGAUCUUGUAGAGAAGUUUAUUGAGCCGUGCCGUUCAGACCGGUGGUCAGCUGCGGACAUGAAACUCUACCUCACUCAUUACACCAACUCUGCACACAUACUCGACACAUUCAAACAUCAAGUCGUGUGGGACAGAUACAUGGGCGUCGUCAAAAGCUGCAUCUUCAAAAUGUAUCACGACUGAAGAGUUCUCCUAGCGGUUCACGUCUCCUUUCAGUUUGCUUCUUCCGUCAUCGCUGUAUGUUUGUCUGCCUGCUUUGUUCCUAGCGUCCCCCAACGUUGUCUGUAAAUUUGGUUUGUAAAUAAAAUUAAGAUUUUACAUUAAAAA